GCUGGCCCCGCCCCCGCCAACGCCCCCGCGCCCGCCGGGCCGCCCGCCGCACAGGCCAACAGUAAAGAGAAGACACCAAUGUGCCUGGUCAAUGAAUUGGCCAGGUACAAUAAGAUUAAGCAUCAAUACCGCCUCACAUCUGAGACGGGGCCCGCUCACAAGAAAGUAUUCACAGUAACACUCCGCCUGGGUGAGACUGAAGAAUACACAGCUGAGGGGUCAUCGAUAAAGCGCGCGCAACACGCGGCGGCGAGUGCGGCGCUGACCGGCACCACGUUCCCGCCCCCGCCGCCGCGCAUCCCGCCCCCGCACGCGCCCCACGCCGCGCUCCACAGACACGCCGGUGCGGUGAUGCCGACUGUGGAGCUGAAUGCGCUGGCGAUGAAGCUGUGCCAGCCGGCAGUGUACACGUCGCUGCAGCCGCUGGCCGGGGCGCCGCGGGCGCGCUCCCGCCCGCCGCCCUACCGGCUGCCGCAUGCGCCCUUGCCGCCGCACCCCUCGCUGGUACCCCCCGUGCCGCCUGCCUACCCCCGUAUGCUCGGACCUGGACUCGUAUACAGAGUGCGUGUGAGCGUGGGGGGCCGCGUGUGGAUGGGCGAGGGCGCGACCCCGCAAGCGGCGCGGCACGACGCGGCGGCGCGCGCGCUGCACGACCUGCGCCCCAAUCCGCCUCCAGACCCGGACGCCGACAACAGUACCCUCCCCCACGCCGACGAUGGUGACUCGGGCUCGGACAUCUUGAACUCUGAGAUAAAGUCGCCGGUGUCGCUCGUGCACGAGCUGGCACUCAAGCGGAACCUCUCUGUGCAGUUCUCUGUCAAGUCUGAGCGCGGCCCGCCGCACAUGCGGGUGUUUGUGACUGUGUGCACGGUGGGCGACAUGGAGACGGAGGGCGAGGGCAACGGAAAGAAGGUAUCGAAGCGGCGCGCGGCGGAGCUCAUGCUGGAGGAGAUGCGGCGUCGCUGGCCGCCUGCCGCACUACGUGCGCGACCCGCCCAAGACCGCCGCCGACCCCAGCCUGCCAAGAAACGCCCGCGCAAUCUCAUCAAGGAGAAUAAAUUCGGUUGUCCGAAUGGGAAUGGCGUGGGUGUCGGUAACGGCGCUGCGGGCAGUGCGGCUGCUGCGGCCGCCGACAACCCCAUCUCGCGGCUGGCGCUGGCACGUCACGCGGCGCGCGCGCGCUCCCCGCAGUACCGCGUGGUGGAGGAGCGCGGCGCGGCGCGGCGCAGGGAGUUCCUCGUGCAGUGCGACGCUCCCCCGCAUCGCGCCACCGGACUCGGCCCCAACAAGAAGACUGCCAAGCGACGGGCCGCGCAAAAUGUCCUGUUGGCUAUGGAGAUGGCCAACGGCGGUGAGACAGUCGCACCCGCCGGUGACAAUUCCAAAGUGAACAGCGCCGCCGACACCAAGCCGAAUAUUGACAUCAAACGAAAGGAAAAUGAGCCGGUGGCGAGCAGCGUGAGCGUUAUGGGGGGAGCGGGGAGCGAGGUGCGACAGCCGGUGCCCGGCGUGCUCAUGAUGGACUACCACCAGCGCUCAGUACAGCCACAUCACAAGGCCAAUGGGCUGAGCGAGCCGAGCAGUGCAGGUGCGGGUGCGGGUGCGGUUAUGGGUGGUGCGGCGAGUGCCAUGGACCAGCUGAUGUACCUCUCGCAGCUGGUCGGCUUCACCGUAGAGUUCUCCGACUUCCCCAAGCGUAACCACGGCGAGUACCUGUCACUGGUGUCCCUGUCGACGGAGCCGCCGGUGAUGUGUCACGGCGGUGGAGCCAGCACGGCCGCCUCGCAUGAGCAGUGCGCCCGCGCCGCGCUGCGCUCCCUGCGCCUGCUCGGCCUCGAGCCCUCCGCGCCCACAGCCGCCGCCGCGCCCACACCAUCACACCACCAGCCUACUAAUGACACCAGGAUGCAGAGCAUGGCGGGCGCGGGGCCCAAGGCGGGAGUCAUCAACGGCCUGCCUGAGUGAGGGCAUCAUCCCGCGCACAUCACCACAUACAACACAUCUCACCUUCUCACAAUUAUCUCGCAAUACUAGGACAUAUGUGAAUAUCUCUCGGCGCGGAAUUAUAGUUCGGGACAACAUUAUGUAAAUUGACAAUGUAUUGUAAUAUUUCCAGCUAUGAUAUAUUCACUAUCACAAUCAUUAUCAUCUCGAUUCCUGCAACAUUUAUUUCUCACUGAAGGUUUUUUUUGGUUGAUAUUUUAUCGCGUAUUACGCCAAACGAUACAUUUUGCAAUUUUUUUCUUAUUCUUCAAUCAUUUAUCAAUAUCAUUAAAGCUAAGCUGUACGCUACCCUACUAGAAGUAAUAUUAUAUUUAUAUUUAUAAAAAAAUUUUUGGAUAGUUUCUAAGAAGUCAGACGUUUUGUGCUGAGUAACGAAAUACAAAUGAAAUGGAAGAAAA
Messenger RNA from Papilio xuthus (Asian swallowtail), 2402 nucleotides. It is a transcript of the gene stau, whose product is annotated as double-stranded RNA-binding protein Staufen. The record is from RefSeq and is a predicted model, not a curated record. NCBI's taxonomy places the organism in Eukaryota, Metazoa, Arthropoda, Insecta, Lepidoptera, Papilionidae. Gene Ontology annotation, biological process: anterograde dendritic transport of messenger ribonucleoprotein complex; protein localization to synapse; intracellular mRNA localization. Gene Ontology annotation, cellular component: neuron projection; plasma membrane; neuronal cell body. Gene Ontology annotation, molecular function: mRNA binding; double-stranded RNA binding. Bases 79 to 1965 code for a protein of 628 amino acids. The transcript is spliced from 13 exons.